Diachasmimorpha longicaudata is the source of this 707-nucleotide messenger RNA. It is a transcript of the gene Slbp, whose product is annotated as histone RNA hairpin-binding protein. Gene Ontology annotation, biological process: mRNA transport; mRNA 3'-end processing by stem-loop binding and cleavage. Gene Ontology annotation, cellular component: histone pre-mRNA 3'end processing complex; cytoplasm. The record is from RefSeq and is a predicted model, not a curated record. Gene Ontology annotation, molecular function: histone pre-mRNA stem-loop binding; mRNA binding. Lineage: Eukaryota; Metazoa; Arthropoda; Insecta; Hymenoptera; Braconidae. The coding region runs from base 1 to 507 and encodes 168 amino acids. The transcript has 2 exons.
AUGGCUGAUACGAAGGAAAAAAGUGAUACAAAUUCUCCAGAACAUUGCGAGGAGGCAAAUAGUGACGAACAAACAAAACCCGGGGAGAUAAAACAUUUGGAGAAUACGAAGAAGAGACUCAGGGAUGCGAGUCCCGAGGAUGGGUCAGAGAGGUCCUUCAGGAAUCGCAGGAACAGUGAAUCAAGUGACAGCACAAUCUCCAGCAGUGAGAAGAGAAAAACUGAGUACGAGACUGAUCCUGCGGUGUUGUCUAGGAGGCAGAAGGACAUUGAUUAUGGGAAGAACACGAUUGGAUAUGACAGAUACAUACAAAUGGUUCCCAAGGAUCAGAGGACUGAAGGUCAGCCAAAGACCCCUCCGAAGCACGUGAAGUACAGCAGGAGAGGCUGGGAUGGCAUGGUGAAGCUCUGGAGGAAGCAGCUGCACAUUUGGGACCCCCCUGAGAUUAAGCAGGAGCCUGCACCGGAAAAUGCAGAGAAUCCUGAAGUAGCUGUCUCCGAAGAUUAAUUCCUUCACUUUUCAAUCUGAGAAGAUUGAAAUACUCCUUCUGUACGUCAGGCAAUUCGUUUGAUAUUGGGUACUGGGAUUUUUGAGUGAUUUGCCAAAAAAACAGUGCAUAGUUAUAUUUUUCAACGCGUCAGGUAGCAUUUAUACCUUGUAUUUUGCAUUAUUCUCUAUAAUUACAAAAGUUCGUUUAUAAAUUACAA